Molecule: messenger RNA, 2813 nt
Organism: Leucoraja erinaceus (little skate)
Lineage: Eukaryota; Metazoa; Chordata; Chondrichthyes; Rajiformes; Rajidae
Product: disabled homolog 2-like
Biological process (GO): negative regulation of canonical Wnt signaling pathway; receptor-mediated endocytosis; positive regulation of endocytosis
Cellular component (GO): plasma membrane
Source: RefSeq, a predicted model, not a curated record
CAGCCCACAGGCUGACGGCGCAUUCCAGCCAAGCCGCCAGCAUCUGAUCUGAUCAGAAGCGAACUUCUACCCGAGAACAGACAACGGUUCUUGCCUCCCCGACCCGACCCGACCCGGGAUCGAACCCGCCUCGGUGCCUUGCAGGACACCAGGGCAGGGGGGACAUGUGUCCUGGGGCCGGCGCCACCACCCUGCCUGGUCACCGGUUGGAUGCUGUGAGCUGAGGUCCUCUCCCAGUUCCAGACCAGCUGUCUCCCCGCACCUUGUGUCCUCCGCAUCCAGAGAACAACAUGUCUGACCCCGUCGAGGUCAGUCCCACUCAAUCUGAGACAUCGCCCUCAAAAGCAUCUAAAAAGGACAAAAAAAAAGGUCCAGAGAAGACCGAGGAAUUCCUCCUGGCCAGGUUCAAAGGUGACGGGAUCCGCUACAAGGCCAAGAUAAUUGGUAUUGAUGAUGUGACUGAUGCCCGAGGAGAUCAAAUGUGCCAGGAUUCGAUGAUGAAACUGAAGGGUAUUGCCAUCGCCGCCCGUGCCCAGGGCCAGCACAAGCAGAGGAUCUGGUUGACUAUCUCCCUGUCUGGGAUCAAGCUGAUUGACGAGAAGACUGGAGUGAUCGAACAGGAACACACGGUCAACAGGAUCUCCUUCAUCGCCCGCGACGUCACCGACAACCGCGCCUUUGGCUACGUGUGUGGAGCAGAGGGCCAGCACCAGUUCUUCGCCAUCAAGACCGCCCAGCAGGCAGAGCCGCUGGUCGUGGAUCUGAAGGACCUUUUCCAGCUGGUCUACAACUUGAAGAAGAAGGAGGAAGUGGAGAAUCAGGCUGCGGAUGACAAGCCCACUGAGAAUGGCAGUCCACUGCUGAAGUUUGAUGAUGCAGUGUCCGGCAUUAAGAAUGAUAUUGACCAACUGCAGUUGUUUGGCGACAUGUCCACACCUCCUGACAUCCACUCCCCUACGGAAAGUAAUGACGGCUCUUCGGGCUGCUUAUUGGACUUGUCUUCUCCCGAAUUGGACCCCCUCACCACCUGUGCGCCGGGCAAACCCUUUCAAGAUGAGACAGCUGCGUCCUCGCUCAGUUUUUUCCCCACGCCUGACCCUAAUCCCUUUGGCAAUGAUCCUUUCUCUGAGCCCAAACAGUCAGCACCUCCACCGGCCGACUCCGCCGCUCCUCGCAGCCAGACAGAGGGAGCCCUUGCCUUCCUCGGCGACUCCAGCAACAGCCUUGACUUUGACCAGUUGUCCGGCCCCAACCUCGACUCCGCACCCUGGCCGCUAAACGGACUGCCACUGGCCCCCGGCCCGAGUGACUCGGUCAGCAAGCCGGCCCACCCCGUCACUGUAGCGGCCGUGUCGAAUGGGCUCCGACCAGACCCUCUGGCUACUGCAAACUACCUCCUGGCACAAGGUCUCGACUCCAUCACGCUCUCCCCUCCUCCGCAGAGCAGCAAAGGAAGCCGGGGCAGGAGAGGCGUUCAGACCGUGAGCGACGGCAUUGGUCCCAACAACUCCAUGGCCCAGCCCUCCGCCCCGUCCGGUCUCGGAGCCUUGGACUUGUUCAACGUGCCCGCCUCUACAUCUACACUGGCAAGCCCAGGCAUACCCGGACCACCUCAGCCCACUUGGGGACAACCACUUGGCCAGGCCGGCGGCCCUCUGCCCCCCAGGCCCAUCCUCGGGGGUGCCGGCCCCUUUGUGCCGCCGGUGGUGUUUGGUGGCCACGCGGGCACGGUGUGGAGCCAGCCACCCCCGUUCGGGGCUGCCCCUCCACCCACCGGCUGGGGCCAGCUGUCCCUGCCACCCCCCGUGUGGACCCAGGCCCUGCCCCAGGCCAACCCCUUCGGCUCCAACCCCUUCGGCCCCUCGCAUCCGCUGAUGCCGCCCUCGGGCACGUCCCCCCCGCCCCCUCCCCCGCCUCGGCCGGCCCCCGCGACCAGUCCCCAGACCGGGGCCUUCACCGCCCUAGACCCGCUGGGGGACAGGGAGAAGAAGAGCGUGAAGGAGAUGUUCAAGGACUUCCAGAUAGCCAAGCCGCCGGCCAUCCCGGCACGCCGGAGUGAACAGCCCACCCUCCCCGGCACCUCCGGGGCCUUCGCACAAUACUUCGGCAACAAAGUGGGGGUGGCCCAGGACAUCGCCGACCACGAUGACUUUGACAUCAACCAAAUCCCUUCAGCGGCCACAAACGAAGUGCCAGCAGCCUCUGCUAGUCCGAGUGCUCCCGUGCAGAAUCUCUUUAACUUGAGUGGAGACCCGUUUGCUGCCCCUCCCGCAGCUGCUCCAAUUUCACAGCAAUCUUCGGAUCCAUUCGAAGAUCACUUUGGAAACCCAUUUGCUUAACACUCGGGCAGAUGACUUGACAAGUGGAACUGGCUCACCGUGGACCGCAUUGACUAUACCUGUGGAUUUCAGCCCCGUCCAUACCGACUGACCAAAGCUGGGACUGUACCCAUCCCCUUGGCUGUUCACUUCAAUUGAUUACAACCGUGAAUGUUGCCCAGUGUCCAGGAGAUGGAGGCCGGUCUAAGCUGCCAGCGGGUGUUGGGCUGGUGGAAGGGUUUGGCUCCUGUUGGCAGCAUCUUUCCGUGUAUUUUGUGCACCUUUCUUUUCUGUGUUUUGAAUUGUCUGCUUUUUGUUUUGUUUCCUGUGUCUCAUAUUGAUCACUCAUUCCCGACCAUUCAGUGCCUUUAUUGGGAAGUAUCUGCUAUCUUGGCAAUGGAGGAUUUAUAGACCCAUGUGAAAGGAGGCUUGGACAUUGGGAAGUGCAUCUCCCAAACUGUGACUUCCCAUCCCUUCCCGUCCUUCUCUUUCCCC